This is a messenger RNA of Amoebophrya sp. A120, 5872 nucleotides long. The record is from the annotation of a GenBank genome assembly. Lineage: Eukaryota; Dinophyceae; Syndiniales; Amoebophryaceae.
AAGAAAACCAGAACACAGAUCCCGGAAACUGACUUUACAUCAAAAUUGCAAUCCCCGGCUAGUUCACGCACAACCCAUUUAGUUCUUUUAUUUCUUCCUAUCGAAAAAUUACUACGAAUUACUUCCCCCUGCAGCGCGAAAAAAAAGAUUGUUUCCCCGAGGUUGUUUUGAUGAAUGUGUAAAAACAAAGUAGAGAAUUUCUGAAUUAAAAAGUUUCAUUUCUAAAUAUUGUGGCGACACAAGAAAAACGUCAUGAUGAGGUCUUUUUCCAAAACGCCUAGCAUCGCGUCUUGAUGAGCACCCUUUGUAAAAAAAAGUAGCGACAUCGGCACAUCAAUGUAGUUUCUGCUUGUACUUUUUUCUUUUGGCGACUCACUCGGUAGUACUACACAACGAGCAUUUAUCAAAGUACAACUUCCUUGAUGUUGUACUUCUUGUAGGGAUAGCGAUUUUUGUUUGUCUCUGCUUCUUGACAACAGCAUUCAUAUUCUUGCAUCUUCUGUAGACACCACGACCACGACUAAACAGAAACGACAAUAUGUCGUGGCAUAACAACCGCGGUUGGGGGUACAACAAGGGGGGUGGUAAGCACCACCCCGGCUACAAGCAACCCCUAAUCGAGUACUUCAUGGACUUUUGCCGGGACAGCGACAAGUCCGGGGUUCUGACCACCCCGACCUUUGCCUUCAACCAGCUGCCUAUCGAGAUCGGCGAUCCGGCGGGAAAAUGGUACUGCGAGCUGACGGUUUUCGACAAGGAAAAGCGGUGCCAACUGACGUAUACCAACAUGGAGCCGCAAUUGGUGAAGAAAACCGCGCAGGAACAGUCCAUCGUGCAGUUUAUCAACUGCAAAAAUGUCUGGGUCUGUAAGAGUGCAAGACUUGUGAUGCUGCAUCAGGAUGUGAAAAAAAUCUGUGUUGCAUGAGCAGCAGAAGGAGCCUAAUUUUUGUUACGCAGAGAGGGCAUCUGUCAUGCGGAAUAGGCAUGAAGAAUCCCUCAAAAAACCUGUGAAGAUGCUAGAGCAUGCAUCACAGACAUCACGGCCCAUGCAAAACGUGCAUGACAAGUCUCAGAAUCAUCUGCCAGACCCAGACAUUUUUGCAUUUGAUACAAUUCUUCGAGCAACGGUUCAUCCCCCUCGACGUGAACCAGUUUUACUCCACUUUAGGGGAGGCCGAGCGGCAGAAGUCGCAUGUGGAGCGGCUCCGACAGCAAAAAAUCAUCGGGCUGACCAAAAAACAGAUCGCGGAGCGGAAGGCCCAGGGUGUGGGGUUCGAGUACCUGGCCCAAGCGCAGGGCGAUGGAAACCUCAUGAAUGCGGCAGUGGAUACGCUGACCGACGAACAGCUGUUGGCGCUGUCGCAACAAAACGUGGACUUCGGGAAAGAAGUGAAGUUGCUAACCGAAGACGAAGAGAGACGAUUGCUAAUCGAGGGGGGAGCGGAUUUGGCCCCGGCGAUUGGUGGAGGAAGUAUGUCGGAAGAGGAAAGCGCAGGGAAGAUGGCGUAUUUAUUACUAAAUUCUUUUGAUGUACAACUUUACAAUAAAUGGCACUUCGCAUGACAAGUUACUCAUUCAAAAAUUUUGGUCUGUGAUGCAUUGCCAGUGUAUAGAGAUUAGAGUUUGUGAUGCGCAUGUCACAAUACAAACAGCGCCGACGACGAGUACCUGAAAUACCUGCUUCCGAUAUCAGCUGCAAAAAUGUUUGGGUCUGGAAGAUUGCAACUUGUGAUGCUGUUUUUGGACUCUAAGAAAAUUUGUAUUGCAUGACCAGCAAGAGGGGUGCGCUUUGUGCUACACGGACAGGGCAUUUCUCAUGCGCAAGGUGCACCAGGAAGGGUUCUAAAAAUCUGUAAUGCUAGGUCAUACAUUACAGACUAUCAUGGGUCAUGAGAAAUAUGCAUGACAAGUCUUGCAUUCUUCCAGACCCAGACAUUUUUGCAUUUGAUAUCCGAACGAGGACGACGACGACGAGGACAUGGACCCGGAUCUGAAGCUAUGCAAUGCAAAUUUUUCAUCUCGGUCUGAAUUUGUGAUGCGAGAUGUGCAUGCGAGAAGGAUCUGUCGUGCAGGAAGAGAACCGGCGUUUAUUUUUUUGUCAUGCGGGCUGCCACGUCGAAGUCGACCGCCAGUUUGUCAUGCAAGUCACAAUUGGAAAAUGAAAAAUGAAAAUCCGGAAGUGGAACAAGCCUUUAUUGAACUGCUCACUCGUACGCGUAGUUUUUGAUGCCGUAUCAAAGGCACCAGACCUACGUAGGUUUGGUCAUGCAAGACUCAACAGCAUGAUAUAAAAAACCAAAAAUCUUCAAAAAUUCUCUUGCUUUGUUCAUCUCAGACCCAGAUUAGGAUUUUUUCCAUUGCAUACGAACAAUCCCUCGGCCUGCCCCCAAACGCGAAAAAACAACGGACGGAUAAAGGUUCUGCUUUCAAGGGCGCGGCCGUAUCCCACAGAAAAAAGCAAGCAGGUCAUAUUUGUCAUGCAAAAGUAAAUAGACAAAAAAAUCUGUAUUGCGUUUGCGUGUCCUAAGCAGCUGCACCAUGCUAUGGGCUCGCCGAUGACAGAUUUUUUCGUGUAUUUAUUUUUGCAUUACAAAUCUGACCUGCCUGUCUUUUUCUGUGGCAUAGGCGGGUACGGGCGCGAACAACACCGGGCUCGGGCAGAAGGUCGAGUACCCGAACAUGAUGCCGACGAAGGGGGGCAAGUGGGGGAAGUUUGGGAAGCUGCCGCAACAGGGCUGGGGAAACUGGAAGGGAUAUCCUAUGUAAAAACGUCCUCACCCCAGAGUCAAAAUCGGAAAUCUGCAACACAAAUCUCCAAGCUUUGGGAGUUCUGCAUGACAAGUUUCCAUCUGCAGGGUAGUGCUAGUUAGCAAGGGCAGCCGCAGGAGAAACCCAGCUUCUCAUCCUGUUUACAGCAUUACAAAGUCCAAAACACGAUUGGAAAUGCCUCUCAUGCAGAUACGCAUCACAAAUGGUUCUGUCAUUGCGCAUUUGCAUGACAACUCUGGUGUCGUGGGGACGGUUUUGCCGAGGAUAAGGGAAAAGGCGGGGGCAAGCACGACAUCCCGGACUGGCUGAAGAACAGCAACCAGGCGGAGAUGCUGCUCCGCGGCCAGAGCGGCCGGCUCGGGAAAAAGCACAACCCGAACGAGAUUGCGCUGCCCGGCGAGCUAUGCAUGGCAAAUAUGUCUGGGUCUGGAAGAUUGUGAGAUUUCUCAUGCUAGUUUGGCAUGACUCUGAACUCUGUAUUGCGUAGGGCCAUCGGAAGACCUCCUCUUGUCUGUCAUGCAAAAACGAUGUUUCUCAUGCGGAAUACGCAACACAGAGCCACGGGAAAAUCUGUCAUGCUUGACGGUGCAUUACAGUGCGCUUCCUGUUCACUAACAUGCAUCACAAGUUUCCAGACCCAGACAUUUUUACGCUUGAUACGAGCAGUUCAAACGCGCGGUCGAAGCCGUCAGCAAGGAAGAGGAGGUAUGACAGUGCACAACUCCCCCUCCCCCUCAUUUGUAUUGCGUGAACAGCAAUACAAACACCGCCACACGUGGAGCCUGUGCAUGACAAAUUCAUGCGCCUACUGUAGUGCUGUUUGGGCUUCCGGAAUCUGUCAUGCAAACAGUGCGACAGAAGAGCACUUGGAUUUGGUAUUUUGCAUGACAAAUGAGGGGGAGGGGGAGUUGUGCACUUUCAUAGGAGGACGAGGAGUUUGCGCGCAUGCAGCCGCCGGAACCGUUACCGGCCGGGGCGAUUCCGCUGUUACCUUUAGGUGGAUCCUAUCAAUUGCAAAUAUGUCUGGGUCUGGAAAUUUGUGAUGCUAAAAUGUGCAUGAUGAAAACACCUCCUCAUGUAGGAAAGCAUGACAAGUCUGCGCAACGCUUUAUCAUACGAGCUCCGCAUGAGAAACUGCGUUUUUGUAUGACGUGAGAGGCUGCCACUUUUGUUGGUCAUGCAAUACAGAUUUCACAGGAAUGCAAGACCAGCAUUACAAGUUCCAACUUUCCAGACCCAGACAUUUUUACAUUUGAUAGAUCCGCGGGGGAGAUCCGGGAGGCGGUCGCGCGAAACGCGAUUGCUAUGCAUUGCAAAUAUGUCUGGGUCUGGAAGAAUGCAAACUUGUGAUGCGCAUUGUGCAAUCUCUCAUGCGCAGGCAGCAAAAGCUGCCCCCUUUUUGUCUCCAAAGUGGGGCAUUUGUCAUGCGGAUUCGGCAUUGCGGGAGCUUGUCGAAACCUGUCAUGCUAGAGCUUCCAUGCCAGACCUUCUGUGUCAUGCAAAAGUAGCAUGAUUUUUCUUCCAGACCCAGAUAUAUUUGCAUUUGAUAAUUGCGCCCGAGCCGACGAAUCCGAAGUUCAAGGAGGAAAAAGCUCUGCCCAUGGCGGGGACCUUGAUGCCCUUGCCGAAAGGGGAUAUGUCGAUCACCUCCGCAAUCAUCAAGUAUGGAAUGGAAAUAUGUCUGAGUCGGCAAGGUUGCAACUUGUGAUGCUGUCUUUGGAGGCUAAAAAAAAAUAAAAUUUGUAUUGCAUGACCAGCAAGAGGAGUUCAGUUUGUCUUUGUGCCACGCGGAGUGGGCAUUUCUAAUGCGGAAUACGCAUCAGAAGGCCCUUUUUGAAAAUCUGUGAUGCUAGGUCAUGUAUUACAAGGUUCAUGGGUUAUAAUGCAGAAUAUGCAAGACAUCAAACCUGGCAAAAAUCUUCCAGACCCAGACAUAUUUGCAAUCCAUAUCAAGCAGGCCGUGACGAAAGCGCCGGAGGCGAAGGACGACCCGAUAUUGUAAUGAAAAAUCCCCCCUUCCCAUAUCGAACUGAAAAUUUGUGAUGCUGAUUUGUGGCCACAAAUCAGCUUUGUCUUGCGUACAAGGCAAACGGCACCCAUGUGGCGCAUUUUACAGCGAGUCUGUCAUGCGUUUUCGCCUAAGUCAGACUUGUUUCUGAUGCUCAGCUGCUAGCCGUAUGCGUACCCACAUGGGCGUAGAAUAAGCCGACAAGCUCUUGCUGCAAUACAAAGCUCAUUCGUGUACUCAAAUCCAGCAACACAAAUUGCUUCUUUGAUAUGGGGUGGGGGCUUUUUUCAGUUUGAUACCCGAAACUCCGCGCCGCGAUGAAGAGGGAGAAAAUCGUGCAGGAGGCGGCCAAACGGUUCGAGAUGGCGCAAUCCCGCGGGCAGUUUUUGGACCCGAAGCCCGGGUUCGCGUACCGGACCUUCAUAUGCAAUGCAAAAAUGUCUGGGUCUGGACGAUUCUUACAUUUGUCAUGUGCAUGUCUGACAUGACUCGAGAAUCUGUGAUGCAUAGGGGCAUUGGAAUAAAAGGCUCUCCUAUCUGUCAUGUAAAACGUUGUUUGUCAUGCGGAAUACACAUAGCAGCUCAAAAGUUUGUCAUGCCUGGCUGCGUAUUGCAGUCCGGCCAUCAUCCACUUUUAGCAUUACAAGUUUCCAGACAUCCAGGGAUUUUUGCAGUUGAUACUUCAAAUUGGUCACAGGCGUGGAAAUCCCCGAGCCAGUGUUGAACAUCCAGGGACUGUUAUGCAAGAAAAAAACUAUGUCUGUGUAAGUCAAAGUCUAUGAUGCAGGAAAUGCAAAACUGUUACACUUGUCAUGCUGGAUCUGCGUAAUAGGCUAGCUUCAUACGUGUUUCCACUGAUACUAGCUGCGCAUGACAGGUUUUCCCUGUAAUGCAAAACGAAUCUGUGAUGCUGCUAUUCCUAGAAAGUUAAUACACCUACACAGUUUUUUUCCUGGAUAACUGUGGUCCGUCGUGGACCCGCAGGCCCGGCCGGCCGGGUCCGCAGUCGCGGAAGCGCGCGGGGUCGGCAUCGGGGCGCCGGCGUUUCAGCCGCAGGAGGGGCGGGGCGGCGAAACCGCGGGGGACAACGAUUCG